GCCCCGGGCGGCCUCCUGCCCUGCGAGAGGGGCGUCGCGGGGAGCGGCAGCGAUGAGCGUCGUGGAGCGGCCCGAGGAGAGGGAGACGGCGGCGGCCGCGGCCAGCCCCGAGCGCUGGCUGGGUCUUAGUGAUGCAUCUCCAGAUGAAGGAGUAGUAGAAGAUCUGCCUUUAAUAGAUGAGAAGGCUGUGGAGCAGCUAACUGAAGGAUUGAUUUCUCAUUAUCUGCCUGAUCUUCAGCGAUCAAAAUCAGCACUACAGGAACUUACACAGAACCAAGUGGUAUUACUAGAAACAUUAGAACAAGAAAUUUCAAAAUUCAAAGAGUGUAACUCCAUUCUUGAUAUCAAUGCUUUGUUUUCAGAAGCUAAACACUAUCACAACAAGUUAGUGAAUAUUAGAAAUGAAAUGAUGAUGCUCCAUGAGAAGACAUCAAAGUUAAAAAAAAGAGCACUUAAGCUGCAACAAAAGAGGCAGAAGGAAGAACUAGAAAGAGAACAGCAACGUGAGAAGGAACUUGAAAGAGAGAAGCAGUUAACAGCAAAACCUGCUAGGAGGACGUGAAAGCAGAGCAUGC
This is a messenger RNA of Haliaeetus leucocephalus (bald eagle), 575 nucleotides long. RefSeq names its product biogenesis of lysosomal organelles complex-1, subunit 6, pallidin (gene BLOC1S6). Lineage: Eukaryota; Metazoa; Chordata; Aves; Accipitriformes; Accipitridae. The coding region runs from base 53 to 562 and encodes 169 amino acids. The record is from RefSeq and is a predicted model, not a curated record. Gene Ontology annotation, cellular component: BLOC-1 complex; extrinsic component of membrane; transport vesicle. Gene Ontology annotation, biological process: intracellular transport. The transcript is spliced from 5 exons.